Messenger RNA from Myripristis murdjan (pinecone soldierfish), 3220 nucleotides. RefSeq names its product SH3 domain containing ring finger 2 (gene sh3rf2). NCBI's taxonomy places the organism in Eukaryota, Metazoa, Chordata, Actinopteri, Holocentriformes, Holocentridae. Gene Ontology annotation, biological process: protein ubiquitination; negative regulation of apoptotic process; positive regulation of JNK cascade. The coding region runs from base 310 to 2781 and encodes 823 amino acids. The transcript has 11 exons. Gene Ontology annotation, molecular function: ubiquitin protein ligase activity; protein binding. The record is from RefSeq and is a predicted model, not a curated record.
UCGCGCGCCUGUGCUGCGACGCCGUCACGUUUGGUCCCGUCAGCGGCGCGGGCGCACUGCGUCACGGCGACAGCGGCAGGGUCGAAGUAGUUGCGCAUUUCGGAAUCGGAGUUUAUGGGAUAUCAAUGUGGCACUCCGCAGCCGUGUGAGUCGUAAGUGUUUGUUGAACUGCGCCGUUUCCAUCAGAAUAAUGAGCAUCUCUUCCACUGAGGUUACUUCCUGUUAUUGCCUUACCUGUGCGGUCAGUUUGCUGGAUCCCGGUCUUUCUGCUGUAGCUCUGUCUAGAGUCACACAGAGUGCCCUUCUAAAAUGGAGGAGUUAGCUCUGUUGGACUUGCUGGAGUGUCCUCUGUGUUUUGGGCAGCUGGACGAGUCAGCCAAGGUCCUGCCCUGCCAGCACACUUUCUGUAAGUCCUGCCUGCAGAGGCACGAGGCAUCCCAUUCCCAGCUGCUAUGUCCCGAGUGUCGCACUCCUGUCCCGGACAGGUCAGUGGAGGAACUCCCUGCUAACCUCUUGCUAGUUCGGCUCCUGGAAGAGCUCCAGGGCCCCACGGGGCCUAGAAGGACCGGACAGUCUGCCCGCUACACGGUGCCCUUGGUGAGGGACAGCUCGGCAGUCAGGGAAGGUCAGCAGCAGGAGUCUCUGGGCACUCAGUACAAAGACAAGCAAGGGUACAGUGAGGCCGCUGGCAGAGCUCUGCACAGCCUCCAGGGGGACACCCCGGGAGAGCUGGUCCUGGCCCCUGGAAGCAAUAUCACCCUGAAACACAAGGUGGAUGAGACCUGGCACCGCAGAGAUGGUGACGGCGGCGGUGGGUCUGUCACUUCCAACAUGCUGCUGGGUGUCAGCCAGUCCCAGCCGCUGGCUCUCUGCAGGGCGCUGUAUGACUUUAACCCCAAAGAGACGGAUCUGGAGGACUGUAAAUAUUGUCUCAGCUUCCUCAAGGGAGACAUCCUCACUGUCAUCCGGCGGGUGGAUGAACAUUGGAUUGAAGCAAAACUAGGGGACAAAGUUGGAAUUUGCCCUGUGCAGUUUACAGAGCCAAACUCAGUGGCUGCCAAACUCCUGGAGGGAAAGAGUCGGAAGGGAAGUGACUCAGCAGAUUUUUACCAUCGGACUGGGAGCGGGGGCAAAGAUAAGGCCACUGAAGCAUCCAGCAGGACCACCCAUUUUGGAGCCCUUAAAGUCCCAGCAAAGACCUCCAUGAUCAAUGCUGUGCCCCUCCCCAACCAUCGAAAACAAACCAGUGUUAGCAGCACUUUGUACCAUACGAUCAAAGGACAGAUCACCAACAUCAGCCCCUUCAAUAGCCUCAACCAUCAGGGUCAAGCUCCCCACCUCUCUGCCACCCAGGGCCCCGCUCAGCCCUCAAGGGUGACCUCCCAUCACAUGAAGCGCCACCCUGACAGCGCACACAGACACCUGUCACAGGGUGAGAGGAGGAUGUCCAGUGAGAUUCCGCCCACCAUCACUAUGGCUCUGGUCAACCCCCAGAUGAUGUCUGCCUCCGCCGACAGUAAAAGCUCCACCCAGCAGCUCUCCAUCAAUGUGUGUGCUGUCCUUUACUCGUAUAAGCCACGUCAACCUGAGGAGCUGGAGCUGAGGAAGGGGGAGAUGGUGGGAGUGUACGGCAAAUUCAAGGAAGGCUGGCUGCGUGGACUGUCUCUCAGAACAGGCAAAGUGGGCAUCCUGCCUGGCAACUAUGUCACUCCUGUGCUCAGAACAUCAGCCAGACUCCUGGAAACCAAAGCAGCCUCUACAUCCUCCAGCACAACAGCUGGAAAGAGACCUACAACCUCCAAAAAUCCUGCUUUCGUCCUUGCUCUCGACAGGGUAAAUGUGGAUGGAACCACACACUCAACAGGACAGGUACCAUCUGUCCCAAACGGAGCGCAGAACUCGAUGUCAUCCGCUGGCGCUGGAAAAUCUUCUGUGUACGCGAGUUCACAGGGUUGGGACACUGUGAGACGCGUCUUUAAUCCACAUAGAGGUUCAAACCACUCCACCCAUGCUUCCAAUUCAAUUCCCCCAACCAACUCGCAGCACUUUGCACAAGUCCAGGCGUCUGGUUACUCACCUGUCUUGCAAAGGAGGAAAAACAACCACAUCCUGUCAAACCUUGGCAGACCACAGGGGUGGAUGUCUGAUUCAACAGCGCCAUCUGCUGCUGCAAUCCUCAAGGACAGAGACUUGUCUACCUCUCAGGAGGCAGCAUUUCAGCAUGACAGACAGCAUGCAAACGGCCCUCACUCCAUUCUCGUCAGACCCGACUCACACAAGAACAGUGCAGACAAGCCUGCAAAGUCAGUGCGGUUUCUCACGGAGGACGACCCCCCUCCUCCAAGACUCCGGACCUCCUCCUGGUCUUCUGGGAAUCAGGGUGCCUCCAUUGGCCGUUCUGGCCCCCCACCCCUAGAAGUGUGGGCCCCCUCACUCACCCUGGGAAGAGAUGGACCUGGGAUCAUCCUCAAAGAGGGCAAGGCUCCUGUUCUGAGGAAGGGCCUGGAGACAGUCAUCUCAGAUCUGAAUUCCAACCAGCAGAAACCUCUUUCAUCACAGUCAUCGUUACCAGCAGUGUCAGCUCAGUUCAGCCCCAGCAGACACAGAGUGGCGACAACAUAUUUAGCCCAGAUGGACUCUGAACUCAGUCUGCUGCAAGGAGAGCUUGUCCUGGUCCACAGGCCGCGACCUGAUGGACGGGUUCUGGUUACUCAGGAGAGCAGCAGACAGACAGGCUUAUUCCCUAGCAGUGUUUUACAAGUCCUGGAGAGGCUCAGCUGACUCUGUAGUAGUACUGUAGGAGUGUAUAUUUCUAUAUUCCCUGUGUUCAAACUGCCAAAUGACAUGACCAGCCUGUUGAACAGCAGAAGGCCUGCGUGUGUUGUGUCCCAUAGGUCAAUACUGCCAAAUGAAUCCUGCAAAGGAGAUGUGUUGUUUUUGUCUGUCCUUGAGAUUUUGAGUGCAUAUGAGAAUGUGGUUAAAUUUUCAGAGAUAUUUUUGUGCCCUCCAAUGUAUGUGCAUGUUUGUUACACAUGUACUAAUAUAAGAUUUGCACAAAAAACCCACCUUAUGACUGUUCCCUGUUUAAUACCCAUGUUACACGCAUUGGUGAGUGCCUUUGUCAAAACCCACAAAGAAAACUAAUAUAUUUAGCAGAUUAUAUGAAGUAAAAUCUAUAUAUGUAACUGCUUAUGUCAAUAAAUAAUGCUUCCAAAAUAUA